This is a messenger RNA of Mytilus californianus (California mussel), 3102 nucleotides long. Its product is annotated as BET1 homolog. Gene Ontology annotation, cellular component: Golgi trans cisterna; SNARE complex. The coding region runs from base 122 to 448 and encodes 108 amino acids. Gene Ontology annotation, molecular function: SNAP receptor activity. Gene Ontology annotation, biological process: endoplasmic reticulum to Golgi vesicle-mediated transport; vesicle fusion with Golgi apparatus. NCBI's taxonomy places the organism in Eukaryota, Metazoa, Mollusca, Bivalvia, Mytilida, Mytilidae. The transcript has 4 exons. The record is from RefSeq and is a predicted model, not a curated record.
CCUGAUUGUUAGUACACGUGUUUUGAUGACGUUGUCACAAGAAGUAAAUAACGAAAGUAGAAAAUAGAUUCUAUGUAAAAAUAUUGUUUUUUUAUGUUGGCAGAAGAUAAAGGGAUUGAAGAUGAGGAGAGCACAUAUGGGAAAUGGUUUUCAAGGACAAGAAGGAGACAUUGUGGAAGAAGACAAUCAGAGAAUGGAGGAUGAUUUGAAAUAUAAAGUUCAAGCUUUAAAAUCAUUAACAAUAGAUAUUGGAAACGAAGUUAGAGAUCAGAACAAGUAUUUAAAUGAAAUGCAUGAUGAUUUUGAUAAAGGAGGGAGUUUAUUGGAUAAAACAGUGAACCGUUUGAAGAGAAUAACUGCAUCAGGUGGACAUAAACAUAUAUGCUACCUAUUAGGUUUUUCUCUGUUUGUAUUCUUUGUGAUAUGGAUGAUUGUCAAAUUUAGAUGAUGACGUUGAAGGAUGAUGUUAAAUAGCUGCAAUAUGAUGAAAGUUUAAUACAGAGAUUCUAGAUGAUCUAGAGAAGAGUGUAACUCUUAAAAGUAUUAUCAUUGAUAACAAAAAGUAAGAAGAUUUCUGUGAAAGUGCUAUUCUUGGAUAAUAAUCUUUAAAAGGUUAAUGGUUCAUUUCAACUGUAAUAUAUUAUCAACAUUUUAUAGCUUCUUAUAAAGUAGAAAUUAUUUACUGUAAACUUGGACCACUUUGUGGGUUAUUUUUUUGACAAUUUCAAUCCAUGACCAUCUUUUGUGUGGGAGUUAAAUGUUCAUAUUAAUAGAUAAGUGCUCUGUUCAAGAUGGUUGAUUUGUGUAAACUAUUCAUGUGGGGAUCACUUGUACAUGAUUGCAAAAAGUCGAAAAUAUAACCCCAGCACAAAAUUUUCCAAGUGUACGGUAUUGACCCAAAAAAGGGAAAACCUUUUUAAUAUAUUAUUGAAAAUUGUAUUCUAAUCUGACUUUAUUAUGAACUUCUAUUGACAUAUUUUGUCAGGAAGAAUACUGAAUUUAGAAUUCCUUCAGAAAACGAAGAUACAUGAAAAUUAAGAUUUUUCUUCCUGAUGAAAAAAGUAUACCUAUCUCAGUACUGCCUUCCUUUUUUAAUGAAAAUCCUUUGAAUGCAAAUUUACAGUACACACAAGAGGCAUUUAUUCAAAAAAUAUUUGUUGGUGUUGAGAUAUUCCACUGUGAAAUAAGGUGAUUGAGGGGGAUAACAUUCUAAUUAACAACCCUAUCAUAUAUAUUUCAUAUGGAUAUGUAACAUGUAUGCAGAGAGAUAUUUCAAAGUCAAAAUCAUCCAGUCAAAAUCAUUCACUGUGAAAAUUCACCACCAAGAAUGACAUUUGUACGAAUUACUAUGUGUACUGAAGAUAAAACAAUGCCAUCAGCUGAAUUGUCUGUUGGUAAUAAACAAACUCAAAACACAAUCUUUAUGUGCCUAUCCUAAUUCAGGAGUCUGUAAUUCAGUGGUUGUCAUUGGUUUACAUCUGUCAUGUAUUUUUUUUUGUAGAUUGUAUUGUUAUAUAUAUACGGCUGUCAGUUUUUUCCUUUGAAUUGCCGUCUAUAGCUGCCUAUACAGUCUUGGUUAUUCUCAUUGUUGAAAGCUACUGUGACCUAUAAUUGCUUAUAUCCACAUCAUUUGAACUCUGAUGGAUAGUUGUCUCAUUCAUGUCAUUGGCAAUCAUACCACAUCUCUUUAUUUUUAUAUAUCAAAUUACAUGUUGUCAAGAGAAACAACAUUACAAUGCAUCUUGGGAACAAGGAUUGUAGUUUGUCUCUGUAUGUAAUAUGAUUUUUUUUUUUUAAUUUAAAAGAUUUGUUAUAUUCCAUUUCCAACAAAUCUUGUUAAGCUGGACAUGUGGUUUUGUAUUUCUAAAUAAUAUUAUAUUCUCUAUUACCCUUUCAUUAACAUUUACUUCUCAAUCUUAAAGUAAGCUGUUGAAUAUAUUGACAUGCAUCAUUAAAUGAUGUAUACAUUUUGAAAUAAGUUAAUUUCACUGGUUUAGAUCAAAAGGAAAAAAAAAAUAGAUUGCAAUAUUUAAAACUCAUAUUUUUAUUCUGAUUUUAUGCAUAUUUCAAUAAAACAUCUGUUUAAUCAUAAAUUGCAUCAAUAAACUCAACCUUUGAUGAUUUGAAUUAAUAAAUGCAUGCAUUAAUAUCCUUUACAGUUAUUCAUUUUUCAAAAUAUGAACUAUUUUUAAUAUUUUUGUCAUUUUUUUUGUGUUUAAUUUAAAGUGUGAAUGUUACAUUGUUUCAUUGUCUUGUUAGCGUUUUGUUAUUGUUUUUAUUUAUAAAUGAAGAGUUGAUAUGAUAGUCAGUACAAUGUUUAUAUAAAGAAUGUACACAUGAUGUGAGUCUGUAAUUUAAUGAUUAUAAACUCUAAUGAUAAUUUUUUACGUUAUGCCUUUCAAUUUAAGGUUAUGUAAGGGAACGACCAUUUAACUUCAAGGGGUGGUUUUUUCCUAAAAAAAUAUUCUGAUCCCCAAUUUGAUGAAAAAUAUAUUGUGGUCAAGCAGAUGACAAAAAAAAAUAUUCUGAAUCCAGAUUUUCCCCAUAUCUUAUACCGGUAGUGUUUAAUUUUGAAAAAAAUAAUUUGAUUGAUAGCGUCUAAAAACUAAAAAAAGCAUGAAAUUUUUUUCUGACUCAGACAAAAAUCCAUAACCCCCCCCCUUGAAGUUAAAUGGUUGCUCCCUAAGACAUUUACCAAAUAUCUAGUCAAAUAUGAAUUGGAGCAGUUAAUGUAUAGCAAAAAAGAAUGUUACCAAAAGUUAGCAUCGUGUUAUCUGGUUAUAUACCAUGGAUUCAUUUAUUUUUGAGGAAAAAAUGUAUUUUCGUGGAUAUUUUAGUUCAUGGUUUUUCUAAUUCCAAAGUCUACAUACAUGCUUGAAGAUAAUUUGUACAUCAUUGAACACUUAAAUUUGUGGUUCACCGACAUGUAUACCCAUUGAUAUCUUAUACUACGGAACUAAAUUUCCAGUAAUAAGGUCUUCUGAAACAAAUUGAUAAAGCUCAGUUACGUAAAUGCCAUAUCCACUUGUUCAAUAUCAAUAUGUAAGUCGAAACUUAAAAAUAUACGGUAAAAAUACUCCUUUUUCACCAGUUUUUUAAGUA